Messenger RNA from Microthlaspi erraticum, 1758 nucleotides. Lineage: Eukaryota; Viridiplantae; Streptophyta; Magnoliopsida; Brassicales; Brassicaceae. The record is from the annotation of a GenBank genome assembly.
AUGUCGGUGUUCAAACAAGCUCCAGAUCCACAUGUCGAGAUCUCAGAGAGCGUCUAUGAUGAUCCCGAGGCCAUAUCAGUUUUACACUCUACUGAUGACAGCUACUCUCAAACCCCACCACCUCCUCGUCGUCGUCCUCCUCCUCCUCCUCCUCCUCCUCCUAUUCCACUAGUAUUUGAGAGACCAAACAUUCCACCACCACCACCACCACCACCUCCUCCCUGUCUCCCUCCCCGUCCCCGUCCAGUUGAAAAUGAAGAUUACAUUCCCUAUCCAAGAAGAGAGCCCUAUAGGUGUACUUAUCCUAUGGAGGAAUUGUUCCAGCAUGUAUUAUGGGACGAGUUACGGAGACGUGGGGAAGCACUGAUUGCACCACAAGUUAGAGCAUCAGAACUAGAGACCAUUUCCUCUGAGUCUGAUACAGAGGAAAAUCCAUAUAUGUUUAUGUUUCCUCUAAGAAUAAAGUAUUCUCAGCUGCCACUGUUAGACUGGAAUCUUAUACCAAGUCCCUUGGAGGGAAGCUUAUGGGACCAGUUACAUAGACUUGGAGAAAUGCAAACUGCACCAAUAUUUGAUGCAUCUGAAAUAGAGACCCUCUUCUCUGUUCCAAUACCAAAACCUGGAAUUGUUCGGCUGAUUGACCUUAGGAGAGCCAAUAACGUUGUAUCUAUCCUUACGAAAGUAAAAAUGCCGCUUCCUGAUGUGAUGAUAUUGAUCACAUGGAAAAACCCAACCGAGGGAGAGAUGGAAGUUCUUAUGAACUACAAAGGUGACAAGUCAGCCUUGGGAGAGUGUGAGCAGUACUUCCUAGAGCUAAUGAAGGUGCCACGAGUAGAAUCGAAGCUGAGGGCAUUUUCUUUCAAGAUUCAGUUCGGCACUCAGAUAGCAGAAUUUGAAAAACGUUUAAACGUGGUAAUUUCUGCGUGUAAGGAGAUCCGUUCUUCUGAAAAGCUAAAAGAAAUUAUGAAACAUAUUCUUCACCUUGGGAAUGCAGUGAACCGAGGAGCUGUCAAGGGCUCUGCAGUGGGAUUCAGGUUGGGAAGUUUGUUGAAAUUAAGCGAGACAUGUGUUCCUAACAGCAACAUGACUCUCAUGCAUUAUCUUUGCAAGGUCUUGGCUUCCAAGGCACCACAUUUACUGGACUUUUACAAGGAUCUUCAAAGUCUUGAAUCAGCAUCAGAGAUACAAAUGAAGUCGCUGGAUGUGGAAACGCAAGCUAUAAGCAUAGCAUUGGAAAAGCUGAACCUAGAGCUCACUGCAUCCCAAAGUGAUGGUCCGGUAUCUCAAGUUUUCCGUCAAAAGUUGAGAGACUUCCUCAUCAUUGCUGAGACUAGACUGGCAACUGUAUUAAAUCCUUACUACGACCUGGGAAAAACUGCUGAGGCAGUUGUGUACUAUUUGGGCGAGGAUCACUAUCGUUGUCCACUUGAACAAGAAAGCACAAGAAGAGAAUGUCAAGCAAGGAGGACCUCGGAAUUUGGGUCAUCUCCACCUCCUCCAGUUAUUGGUGGCAGAGUAGUAAGAGGGGCAUUUGGGUCAUCUCCACAUCCUCCAUAUAGGUGUGGUGGUGGUUUGGCACGUCAAAACUACGGACCACCACCGCCCCCACCGCCACAUCCUCCACUGAUCAGUAGAAGAGCAUUACCGCCACUGCCUAAAGGACCCCCACCUCCACCUCCACCACCUCUCCCGAUGCGUGGAGGAAGAGCAAUACCGUCACUGCCUCAAGGAGCCCCACCGCCCUCGCCUCCGUCUUGA